AUGUGUAACACUCUACGUAAUUUGAAGGAUAUUUUAUGGAUUCUUGUAGAAGAUAGCACGGAACCUUCAUGGGUUGUAUCAAAUAUUUUAAAUGAUUGUGGUGUCCCUUUUGUACACCUAAACAUCCCAACACCACAGUCAGAAAAACCUAAAGCGAAUGAACCAUUUUGGUUUCGUCCUAAGGGCAUACUUCAACGUAAUCUUGGACUUCAAUGGUUGCGCCAGAAUCUUAUUUUAGGUAGAAACAAAGGUGUCUUAUACAUCGCUGAUGAUGACAACUCCUAUAAUUUACGUAUUUUUGAGGAAAUGCGUGGUACAAACAAAGUUUCAACAUGGCCGGUUGGAUUUGCAGGUGAACUCCCAUGGGAGGGUUGUGUGACGUCUAAAAAUCGGACGCACAUCAUAAGUAUGUGGUCAGUGUACAAACCCGAGCGUCCUUUUCCAAUUGAUAUGGCAGGAUUUGCAGUUAAUAUUGAUCUUAUUCUUCAACACAAGAGUGCUGGAUUUGACUACAAACGUUCACGUGGAAUGCAGGAAUCACAAUUUUUGUUAGAUCUUGGUUUAAAAAACUGGAGAGAAUUGGAACCACUAGCAGAUGGUUGUCGGAAGGGAGGAGUCAUCGAACAAUGCAAUCAAGGGUCAAUGAACAUGUGCCUAAAUGGCUUCAAAAUCAAUGUGUGUCAAACGAUCCGAUCAACGUGGGUGGUAGAAAACCAGGUUCAUCGAUAGCGAAACAUAUAAUUUAAACGGGGCACAAAAUCGACAUUAAUACAGCUUUUAAAACGUUGUAUAGAAAUUGUGAUGGACGAAUUCUUAAGUUUAUUGAAACCUUGGCUAUUCGUAAAUUUAAAUCCCCCUUAUGCGUACAAAAACAAUUUGUCGUAACCUUGAAUUUACCUUGGUAAUCCUGAAGUCAUUCUAUGGCCUAGGAUAACGCGAAAAUUUCUUAUUCUUCCUCUCCCCUUUGUUACAUUUUUCUUGUUUUUUUUUGUCUGUUUGUUUGUACUUUAACUUUCAUGUAAUUGACCUUUAUUAAUUUUCAUAUAAAAUGCCCUGACAAGUAUAUGUGUGACCAGAUUGUUCGAAAUGUAUAGCGCAAUUACAUCACAUUUUUCAGAUCAACUCCGUCUUCUCAUUGUUCUAUCGAAAAUUAUAUUUAUACUUCUGCUUGGUUGGUUCUUUUAGUUUUCUUUCUAAGCACUUGGAUUAAUUCAUAACCAGUCUUUAAAAAAAAAUAGUUCUUCGUAUGAAACGUAAUUCAUUUUAAAUCAAAGAGAUCUCUCAAGUCAUCGAUUAUGGUGAUCAUUAUCAAUCGUAUCGCUGUAUUUUAAUCAUAUUGCUAAUAUAAUAUAUUAUCGACAUCUUUUUCUCAUUGGUAAGUGUUACUCAAACAUUUCACCGAAUGGAGCCUUGACUGUAAAAUUAAGAAGAAAUAUCCGAUUAUAAGGAAAAUUAUUUUAUGGUUAAGCUGUUUGAAGAAAUACGAUAUUGUUUAAUUUUAAACACUGUCGAGACAUUUUGAGGUCAUUUAUUGAAAUUUACUAGAGUAUUUUUCCUAAUGAAAAGUGGGUUUUAAUAUAUUAAAUAAUUACUCAUACUUUCCGAUUUAUUGAAAGUGUUCCUUUGUUGUGAUUAUUUCACGACGAUUUAUAAGGUCUCAUUGAGUGAUUUCACUCGCUUAUCACCAAGCAGUUGGUAUUUGCUUUACGAUAAUUUUUCAUGCUUCUCUAUCCAUCUGUGGAGGUUUGUAUUUUCAGUCUUAGCAAAUCCACGUAUCAUCUUACGGGACAAUCGGAUCAAUAAAAGAAAUAAACCAAAAAUGAACUGAAUAAAAGAAAUAGUCUCUUUUUUCUGCGCGAAAUAGGAACGAAAAGUCUUCUCAUUACCAUAUUUUUACUAUUUGGCCAGUUCACCAUUAUAUUUAUAGUCUGUUCAAUAAUCAAUAUUGUGCUUUACAGCUGCAGGUAUUUUGUGUGCGCUCAACUGACUAGCAUAAGCAUUCAAUCUGAAUUUUAUCCAUUUAUUAUUAACGUUAACAUAAGUGAGUACUUGAAAAUAGAUGAUGUUCGUAGACUACUAGUAUGUGAUCAUAGAUGCCUUCAGAGUGUUGCUCGUGUAUGCUUGAACCACCAACCAAUGUUGAAGUUAGAUACAUUGUACUAGGUGAGAGUUACAAAUUUAUUGAUGACGCGGUAAAUAUUCGUUGACUGUAGUAAUUAGGACAUGUAUUACCUACCAAACUUAAACUUUACAUCAAUCUUUAAAGUCACCGACUAUUGGAUGGAGCUAUAUAGAUAAGUGUAGGAGGCAUGGUUGAAGUCUGCGCGAUUUUUUUAACCAAUGAUUAGAAACUUUGGGUGAUUUAGCAAUGCAGGUGCACUCAAUGUUUAUCUUCUCUUAAAUCUUAAGUUUCUAAAUUUUCUUGUGACUCCUUUACUUCAUGAAUCCAUAUUUUCUUCUUGAAUGCUAUCUUCCGUACCUAAUGUUUCCUAAUACUACUAACACUGUGCUGCUUAUACUACAUCUUCCUGUGAUGUGAUACAGCAACUUGAAUCGAUGCACAAGUUUCUUAGGUUGUAGAGGAGAAGCGAAAAAUCAUCUCUUUCGCUGUUGCUAAAAUUGUUAACAUAAUUCGAACAUUCACUAACAUCAUAUAUUAUCCAGCUUAUUUUAUUUCAAAUAUUUUUAACAAUCUCCGGAUAUAAUAGUCAUUAUUUUCCGCUUGAUAGUAAAUUACCACAGUAACUAAUUCACCAGGCAUAUGAGUGUGUGCUACUCUCUAAGUAUGAGGACUAGUGAUACUAUUCAGUAGUCCACACUCAAGCAAAUGGAGCGAGGUUUGAACUUGGGACUUAGUAAUUGCAAAUCAAAUUCUAUCACCCCGCUUAUAAUAAAAUAGUAUUCGUAAUAUAUUGAUUCCUUAGUAUCAUUUAACCUGAAACCAUCUUCCAGCUGUACAGCUAUUUCUUUUUUACUUUUCACCUAGAUCCUAGUGUGGCAUACACGUACAACAGAACCGCUUUUAACACUAUGGAAUAAACUGGAAUCACAAGGAGUCAUAUCUCCACCUAUAGAUGAUUGGCCCUAAAAUAUGUAGUAUGAUUCUAAAUGAAAACAAUUAUCUGUCUGUCAAAAUACUCUUUAUUUAGACAGUAUUCACUUAUCCCAUCAACUAUAUUCAAAAGAAACCAAAAGUUACAUCUAAACGUCAUGUAUAAUCAGCUAUUCAAAUUGUUUAUAAUAUAACGCAUACAUUUUUUUAUGUAAAUAAUACGUAGUUCGUAUCAUAUUAUUUAUAGAAAUAAAAUAUUUUUGAAUUUCUAUCAUUUUUGUGUAUAUUCUAGCUUGCUCGUCUCACUUGUUUAUUUGUAAUUGUGAUUGUUUUAAUUCUUCUUGUUGAAUAAUAGCUAUUGUGUAUAAUUUAUUCAGUUGAGUUUUUAAAAAAAUAAAAUCCUUACUAUCACACAACGAAGCUAUAUGGUAAUCAACAAUUACUGUGUAGUUUGAUCAGUUAAUGAGAAACGUGGUUUUAACGAAGUGAAUUUUCAAUUCGAACAGCUUUCGCAUAAUUUGAGUUUUUGUAUUCGUGUGAUGAAUUAAAGAGAUAACUAUGUACAUGUCUGAAGUUCACAAAGUACUGAACACGAAGUACACAAUGAAAUACGUUAUUCUAGUCUAAUUAGUUUUCUUUGUACUUAUUAAGACCGCUUUUACUGUAUUUCUAUUCGUAUAUAUAUUUCGUGCACCUAUAAUUGGUUGCCUAUCCAGUUAUUUAAAUAUUAUUUUGUUAUUUCUGCAACUCCCAUCUCAUCACAUUGUUUUUGUACGUGAUGGGUGUUGAAUUUCAGAUUUGAUAUUAAUUCCUAUAGAUCAUUGCAUACAGUAUAGUAUAAUUUUUCAAGCCAAACAGUGGUAAUUUCGGCUUUCAGUUUAAUACACCAACGCGUAUGAAUUAUUCUGAUUUAUAUUGGUUAUUAUAUCAAGUUUUUCCCACACUUGUUUGCUAUCUUUUAGAUUGUGUACUUUGUAUCUGUUGUUCUCAUUGCAUCUUGUAUUUUCUAGAGUAUAGUAAUUCUACUUGGACAUAAAUAUAAUUGAUGACUUUCGCGGGGAAUAUGGAGUCGUAUUUUCUUCAUUUUCGACUUUCAAGUCUGACUUUAUUUAAUAAUUCAUUUGCAUGACCGUUUCAUAUAGUUUCACCUUAUUAACUAGAUAGAUUAUAACACUUGUUUUCCAUUUCUCAGGGAAAUCAUGUUGGUAAUCGGAUAAUGAGACUGAAUUUGUUAUAUUCUUCAUCUCCUUUAUGGUAAGGUAAUUCAGUUGUGACAUGAAGAAUACAAUCGAUUUCGUUUCAUUUUUCUGUUACUAGCAUGAUCUCCAUGAGAAAAGAAUACUGGGUAACUAAACAACAUGAUAAAAAUAACUGGUUAAUCUUAUAUAUUUCUGAUGAGUUACCCUAAGAGUAAUUAAUAGUUUAUAAUACAUAUUAUUGGGAACACAUUACAGUAGUUUAUUGCUCUGCAGUUUAUUGAUGGUAUCUUCGCCUCAUAAAGUUGGUCAUAUUUCGUGUUUCGAUUUUGAUGUUUUGUGGAAUUUCUGUGGGAAGACUUGCUGUUGAAGGCUCUUCCAGUUUCUUUUCCAUUUUCAACAUUUUGGACCUAUGUAAAUCUUCCCAUUCCGAUCCACACUUUGAACUGGGCUGACUACUGUACACAUUUUACACUUUAAAGUCCAUAGUAAUUAGGAUGACCUGGAUAAGCUAAACCUUAUAAAUCGUACUUGAUUUUCGAUCCUGCCUAAUAUAGCAGAUUAGUCAGUUGUAUAUCACAACAGGUUAUUCGGUUAAUCCAUUAAUUCUGGUUUCGCUUCUUCUAAUUCACAUCAAUUACUGUCGUUGUUUAGUGAGCUACAAUUCUUCCAUAGACUCAAGUUUACUAACUUGGCUAGUUCAUCGUAUAAAUGCCAUUUACAUUCACAGCAAAAAGCCAUUGCUCUUCGAAUAAGAAUUAUAUUGCCUUAAGAUAUGUGAAAAAAAUUUUAUAAAAAAAAAUAGCCGGUCGCUUAAUGAUAUUCCUGGUACUGUUAUCCAUAUAUAGUACAAAAAUCAAUACAGCACGGAUGGCAUGACCUCCAAUCAAUUUCAUAGUGAUAUACAUGUUAGAACACAUCAAUGUUCAACACUAGGCAAGCACAAAAUACCAUCAUUUUGGCAUUUCAAUAAUCAAUAAUAGUUUCUCAUUAAACUAGAUACAUUUGAAACUUCGUAAAUUUCUAAUAUUUUUUUGUUUGAUGUUGUGAACAAGUUGUGUAACUAUAGUCUAUUCUUAACACUGUUUUUAACCUUAUAAACUGUAGUUUACUUUUUAUUGGGACAUAUUUCAGGAC
Schistosoma spindalis is the source of this 5385-nucleotide messenger RNA. The record is from the annotation of a GenBank genome assembly. Lineage: Eukaryota; Metazoa; Platyhelminthes; Trematoda; Strigeidida; Schistosomatidae.